This is a messenger RNA of Rhizophagus irregularis DAOM 181602=DAOM 197198, 674 nucleotides long. Lineage: Eukaryota; Fungi; Glomeromycota; Glomeromycetes; Glomerales; Glomeraceae. The record is from RefSeq and is a predicted model, not a curated record.
UUUAUAUCAAAAUGGUUUUUUUUUUAACGCUACACGAGAGACUUAUCAUUUUUGAAAACGCCAUCAUGCAUGUUAUGUAAAUACCGACAUUAUGCAUAGUCGCAUCUUGAAGAUCAUUACGCCAAUGAGCUAAAUAGAUUACUAGAGAACAAUAUUAUUGAGCACUAUUAUUCUCAUGAUCUUAUCCAUUCCAAGGAUAUUGGCUUUGGAGGAUUUGCAUCUGUUUUUGUCGCAAAAUGGAAGAAUACGCCAACAAAAUAUGCAAUUAAAAAAUUUGUCGACAAUAAAGAGGUGUGCUACAGAUAAUAUUUUUUUACAUUACGUACAAAUUUAUUUAUUGAUAACUUGCCCCUAGGUUUAUUUAACAAAAACGGUUAAUCCCCAUGCAAAUAUUAUUCAAUUCUACGGUGUUACUAAAAAAAAAGAUGAGGAAAAGUAUUCGCUUGUCCUUGAAUAUGCAGAAGGUGGAACAUUAAGAGAUUGUUUAAGGAACAAUACUAUCGAAUGGAAUAAUCAAUUGAGGUUUGCAAGGGAGAUUGCAAGUGCGAUUUUGUGGUUGCACGUUGACAAGGGAAUAGUGCAUGGAGAUCUUCAUCCCAAUAAUAUUUUAGUACAUAAAGAUACAAUAAAAUUAGCAGAUUUUGGACGUUCAUUUGAAACGGGGAAGGGUUGUG